Molecule: messenger RNA, 651 nt
Organism: Peronospora matthiolae
Lineage: Eukaryota; Oomycota; Peronosporomycetes; Peronosporales; Peronosporaceae
Source: the annotation of a GenBank genome assembly
AUGUACGAAGGGAUUGACAACCUGAAAUCCCUUUACGACCGUGCCGGGAAGACUUUCUCCGGCGGUCCUUCUGCGGCACAGGAUGUGUCGCGUCGUACUGCUCGACCAGACCCAGUACGUCAACUAUCAAUUGGGAGCGGGGCUCCCAAGAAUCCCAGGACGGGGGAUAGCCGCGCCACCGGACGAGGUAACUCGUCCGACGUCCGUUCACGUCGCGGUGGUUCAACAGCUGCUCUACUAGAUAGCGCUGGCCACCGCGAGAGUCCUCUAAUGGAGGUGGAGGAGGAGGAAAGACGCUCUCCACACGAUCAUGUGGAUCGGUGUGUUCCCGAGAGCUUCUUUGAUCGCGUAACGCAAGGGUUACGCGACGAUCUCGAGCAUGAGCGGAAUAGGCGUCUCCAGAUGGUGGACACUGCCUCGAAGCAUCGAGCUGAGUUUGCCUUUGCUCAGCUUGAGAACGAGAGAUCUCUGACAUCUUCUCGUGACGAGCUAAGGGUAGCUCGUGGGAUUGUUGAUCGGUCUCGGGAUGAGAUAACUGCUCUUCAGACCCUUGUUGAUGCCCACCAUCGGGAGCACAAGGCUCUCUGCGAGAUGCUUGAGCGCAAGGGCGUUCUUCAUCGGAAGAAGCAGCGUACUGAUGGUACGGCUUAA